Messenger RNA from Cynara cardunculus var. scolymus (artichoke), 454 nucleotides. RefSeq names its product calcineurin B-like protein 3. The transcript has 3 exons. Gene Ontology annotation, biological process: calcium-mediated signaling. The record is from RefSeq and is a predicted model, not a curated record. NCBI's taxonomy places the organism in Eukaryota, Viridiplantae, Streptophyta, Magnoliopsida, Asterales, Asteraceae. Bases 48 to 290 code for a protein of 80 amino acids. Gene Ontology annotation, molecular function: calcium ion binding; kinase binding.
AUGGGAGUGAAUAAUUUGUUUGGAUUUGUGACAUGUAGGUGAAGCAAAUGGUGGUGGCUACUCUUGCUGAAUCUGGCAUGAAUCUUUCCAGUGAUGUAAUUGAGAGCAUCAUUGAUAAGACGUUUGAGGAAGCGGAUACGAAACAUGACGGGAAGAUCGAUAAGGAAGAAUGGAGAAGCCUUGUGCUACGACAUCCGUCCCUCUUGAAGAAUAUGACCCUUCAGUACCUCAAGGAUAUCACGACAACAUUCCCGAGCUUUGUUUUUCACUCGAGAGUUGAGGAUAGCUGAUGGUGUUUACGCUUUCUGGUUUGUUUUGACAAGUUUUGCUCCGGUGAUCUGUUUGUGUACUUUUAUUAGACGUCAAUUAUGCAUAUAAAACAUUUGCCAUUUUGUUCACGCACUUUCUCAAAGACAUGUUUUUUCGUUUUCCGUCUAAAGUACAUCUUUUGUAA